GCGCGGAGUGCAGUUUUGAAAUGGCGCGCGCAGUGCUCACGAACGACGACCUCUUUCGCGUGACGAGCGUCUUCUCGCGAGGCAAGGCAGCUGCGCAGUGGUGUGACGGCGACUUGGCCGCUGCGCUCGGACACGUCUAUCUCCUCGAGCACCUUCCCGCGCUUUUGCUCACGCCAGUGGCGAUGGAGGCGGCCGCCGCCAACGGCCACUUGGCCGUGGUACAAUGGGUCCACUGGAAUCGCCCGGAGACGCGCAGCUCGUGCGCAAUACUAUACGCGGCUGAAAACAACCACUUGCACGUCGUGUCCUGGCUCCACGCGCACGCGUACACAGAUGCGCUCGCGAUCGACGCAGCCGCCGCGGCAGGCCACUUGGAUAUGGUGCAGUGGCUGCACGUCCAUGGAUCGCCACGCGGGUGUUCGGUGCGUGCGAUGGACCAAGCCGCCGAGAAGGGUCACUUGGAGGUGCUUCAAUGGCUUCAUGUACACCGGAGAGAAGGCUGCACGACCGAUGCAUUCGACUAUGCGGCGUGCGCGGGGCACUUGACAAUCGUCCAGUGGCUCGCCACCCAUCGACACGAAGGCUGCACGAAGAAGGCGCUUUUGUAUGCUGCGUUCAACGGCCACCUCGACGUUGUUGAGUUUGUCUGCGCGCUGCCGCAAACCACCGACGACGACCUCCAGCGCGCGCUGCACCUCUGUGGGAAGAACGGACAGCGCCACGUCGCCGACUAUCUACGGAGCCUUGCGAUAACCAAAGUUACGUAGCAAAUUUUCUUGCCCUUUGGUUUUGAUAUCUGUUGUAAUCGGUGGAAAUACCAUUUUUGACACUCUGGACGCGAGUUGCAC
Saprolegnia diclina VS20 is the source of this 848-nucleotide messenger RNA. RefSeq lists its product as hypothetical. The transcript has a single exon. The record is from RefSeq and is a predicted model, not a curated record. Gene Ontology annotation, molecular function: protein binding. NCBI's taxonomy places the organism in Eukaryota, Oomycota, Saprolegniomycetes, Saprolegniales, Saprolegniaceae. The coding region runs from base 21 to 767 and encodes 248 amino acids.